UGUUUGGAGACAGUUCAAGGUGUAAACAACUGUCUGGUUGAUUGGAGACGAGUUUGUGCUUUCCUUUUAGACAAGAGUUUCCUAGGUCUGUGUUGAUCCGGUCUCGACCACACAAUGGCUGAAGGCGGUCUCACUCCGGACUUACACCUACUGGAGUGUCCAAUCUGCCUGGAGCGACUUCAACAACCCAAGUCCUUACCCUGUCUCCACAACUUCUGUCAGGAUUGUCUCGGGACCUAUAUCACCAAGGAACUGUCCGGAAAAAUGGCGUCGGCAACAUCCUUUUCUUGUCCGAUCUGUAGGAGGAUGACGUCUCCUAUAUACCAAACAGAAAUCAAAGAUAAAUGGGCAGUACAGUUCCCGACUAAUAAUGUGAUCCAGGACCUUAUCCAGCUCAGAGAACGUUCAUCUGAACCAUUGUACUGCAAACCCUGCCAGACAAAAGGUAAGCUGAACAACCCAGCAAAAUUCUGGUGUAAAUCGAUGAACUUAAAUUUUUGCGAGGCUUGUAAGGAACAACAUCAUGAUAUCUUACAUUCUGACUGUGAUAUAGUCGAUAUCACCAUGAACGAUAACACCCGAUUUAAACCUAAAAAAUCGUCCCCUCGAUGUGACCGACACGACAAGAAAAUAGUUUGGUAUUGUGAGAACCAUCAACUUCUUGGCUGCAACGUAUGCGUUUUUAAAGACCACAGGCGUUGUGAAGAGGUUUCAACAGUGACAGACUAUUUUCUGGAGUUAAGAGCAGGAACAAAACUAGAAAAAAUGCAAGAGGCGCUGAAAAAAGGGUUUGAGGUCAUGGACUUAUUAGUUAAGGACUUUGACGGACAACUCCAGGCCAUGGUACAGAACCAAAAAAUCGCACUGCAGAGUAUCUCAGAUCUACGUGAAAAGGUGGACAAACGGUUGAACAAGCUUCAGAAGGACAUCACCGACGAGUUGAUCAUGACAUUCAAAGAAGAGAAAAGUAAUAUGGAGGAAUCAUUACGGCAGUGCGAACGCAUGAUGAAUGGUAUGCUAAAUACCCUGAAGUCGUCCAUUAAAGCUGCAGAGGGCAAACACAACAUUGAGACGAUAAGGUUGUAUCAGAGAGGACAGGCAGAAGUGGAGUCGUGCAAGACCCUGAUCACGGAGAUGAAAAAGUCUUUCACGUCCGUCAGCAUCAAACAUAAAAUUGUCCCUGGACAUGUAUCAUUAGUGAUAACGCUAUGGGAAAGAUAGUCAUCCGCAAAGAACCAC
Molecule: messenger RNA, 1239 nt
Organism: Mizuhopecten yessoensis (Yesso scallop)
Lineage: Eukaryota; Metazoa; Mollusca; Bivalvia; Pectinida; Pectinidae
Product: transcription intermediary factor 1-beta-like
Exons: 2
Coding region: 115-1221 (368 amino acids)
Biological process (GO): positive regulation of DNA-templated transcription
Cellular component (GO): chromatin; nucleoplasm
Molecular function (GO): zinc ion binding; ubiquitin-protein transferase activity
Source: RefSeq, a predicted model, not a curated record